This is a messenger RNA of Racocetra persica, 331 nucleotides long. NCBI's taxonomy places the organism in Eukaryota, Fungi, Glomeromycota, Glomeromycetes, Diversisporales, Gigasporaceae. The record is from the annotation of a GenBank genome assembly.
UACAAAUCUUUCAGAUAAUCUUUGUGAAGCUGGCGAUUCAAGGCUUGAAAAUCUUAUUAGGUCACUAAAUACUCUCUGUCUUCCAAAUUCAAUAGAAACUGAUGAAUUCUUAAAUUUUAAUGGUGAGAAGAUUGUUUACGAAGUUUUCCCAGAGGAUCAAAUCAUUAAGGAGCUAGCUUAUGUGUUCAGAAAUGAUGAAAGUGUUGAAGUUAUGGAUGAAGGAAAUACUGAGGUAAUGGAUGAAGAGGAAGACGAUAGUGUAGAACCUGCAGUUGUUAGUGGUAGUUCGGCAUUGAAUAGCUUGAAAAAUGUUUGGAUGUUUUUACUUUAG